AUGUGUAUUAUCAACUGCAUCGCCCCAAUAUUAACUGUAUUACAUCGCAUUAGACGCUCUUCUGUUUCUUAUUUUACUCUGUCAUCUCAGCUUGUUGACGCAGCCACUUCGCUUUCCUCCACCUCCUCCGUUCUCUCCCCAGCAACCGCCCAAGCCCUUUCUGUCCUCAGCCUCUCUCGACACCAUGCACACAAGCGAGUACGACUACCUCUUCAAAGCUCCUCCUCAUCGGUGACUCCGGUGUCGGCAAGUCUUGCCUGCUUUUGCAUCCGUACCAUUGAGUUGGAGGGAAAGACCGUGAAACUGCAAAUCUGGGACACCGCUGGUCAGGAGCGCUUCCGCACUAUCACGUCAUCAUACUACCGUGGUGCUCAUGGUAUCAUCGUCGUCUACGACGUGACGGAUAACGACACCUUCACGAACGUUAAACAGUGGCUCCAAGAAAUCGACCGAUAUGCGUCGGAGGGAGUGAACAAGCUGCUUGUUGGCAACAAGUCUGAUUUGACGGGCAAGAAAGUUGUCGAGUACAGUGUCGCGAAGGAAUUCGCGGACCAGUUGAACAUCCCCUUCUUGGAGACAUCCGCAAAGAAUGCGACGAAUGUAGAGCAGGCUUUCUUGACCAUGGCUAAGCAAAUCAAGGACCGCAUGGGCUCCAGUUCGACACCCUCAGGGGCGGCCAAGUCAUCGACCGUCACUCCUGGCCAGACUGUACAAUCUCAGCAAGCUGGUGGUUGCUGCUAG
This is a messenger RNA of Cyclocybe aegerita, 741 nucleotides long. The record is from the annotation of a GenBank genome assembly. NCBI's taxonomy places the organism in Eukaryota, Fungi, Basidiomycota, Agaricomycetes, Agaricales, Hemipholiotaceae.